This is a messenger RNA of Hevea brasiliensis (rubber tree), 618 nucleotides long. RefSeq names its product ankyrin repeat-containing protein BDA1-like. NCBI's taxonomy places the organism in Eukaryota, Viridiplantae, Streptophyta, Magnoliopsida, Malpighiales, Euphorbiaceae. Gene Ontology annotation, molecular function: protein binding. The coding region runs from base 1 to 618 and encodes 205 amino acids. The transcript has 2 exons. The record is from RefSeq and is a predicted model, not a curated record.
AUGGAGAUAGUGAACUUGAAGGCAUCGUUUACCAGGAAGCUAAACCCAGAUGGGUUUAGGCCCAUGCACCUUGCUUUGCAGAAUGAAGACAUGCUAAUGGUGAUGUGGCUCAUAGAUUUUGAUGGAAACCUUGUCCGUGUCAAAGGAAAAGGAGGUGUCACUCCUUUGCAUCAUGCAGCUGAAAAAGGAAACUCGUCUAUUUUGAAAGAAUGCUUUAAAGGUUGCCCCGAAUCUAUCAAAAAUGUUACCUUUCAAGACGAUACUGCUUUACACUUUGCAAUAAAGAACCACGAUGCUUUUGAAUUGUUGUUGAUGGAAUGGCUUAGGCAGUCUGAAUUCGAAGAUGCUGAAUUUUGGGAAAGAGAGAUCCUCAACUGGAAAGACCAGGAAGGUAAAACGGUGCUGUACAUUGCUGCUUCGGAGAAUGGAUGGAAUGAUCAACACCAGAUACUAAAAAUGAUGCUGCGAUGUCAUGCUAGAACUGGUAUAAAAGAUCAUAAUGGUUUGACGGCCAAGGAAAUCCUAAAAGGCCAAGUUGGAUUACAUGCAGGAACGACAAAUUUGGAAUAUGCAGGCAGCCGGUACAGGAUUUUUGUUUCCAUUAAUAUUAUUAUAUAG